Molecule: messenger RNA, 3441 nt
Organism: Nematolebias whitei (Rio pearlfish)
Lineage: Eukaryota; Metazoa; Chordata; Actinopteri; Cyprinodontiformes; Rivulidae
Product: sorting nexin-14
Exons: 30
Coding region: 378-3200 (940 amino acids)
Biological process (GO): autophagosome maturation
Cellular component (GO): late endosome
Molecular function (GO): phosphatidylinositol-3,5-bisphosphate binding
Source: RefSeq, a predicted model, not a curated record
CUGCAUGUGAACUACAGGAGCCAGUAGCUGCUGCAGCGGAGGUGACAUCACGAAGCUCCAGCGUUGACAGAGCAGAAAUCUUUGCCCCUCAGAGAUGACAGCCAGAGAGCACCGCGGCCAUUAGCCAAACACCGACCUUCAUGCGCUUUUUAUUUAUUUAUUUGACGACAGCUCGCAGACCAACGAUGCUGCGCGACUGUCACUAAUCCCCCGAACAGCUGGAAGCGCUCACCACGCCUGUCUGAACGCUGAUCAUUCAAACAGCCAUUGUGUCGUCUUCUGCAACUUCAUCAUGCUGCUACUGGACCGCAGCGAUAAAAUCAACCUUCACAUCAGCCGUGAAUCAGCGUGAUCUGAAGUUGGGCUAACAGCCGACGAUGGUGUGCGUCAGAGCUUUUCUGCAGAUGAUGAGACAAAGGGUGAAGCUGGACCGGGUCAGAGAACUGGGCCGACAGUAUCCAGUCUUCUGCUUCCUGCUGCUGGUCCUGUUGUUGUCCACUGUGCUUUUAAAUCGAUAUAUUCACAUUAUGAUGGUGUUUUGGUCCUUCCUGGCUGGAGUUGUCACCUUUUAUUGUUCAUUGGGACCCGAGUCUCUGCUGCCCAAUAUCUUAGUCUCUAUAAAACCAAAGACCAAGUCAUUCCAGCAGGAACUGUUUCCUCAGGGCCAUAGUUGUGCUGUUUGUGGCAAAAUUAAAUGCAAACGACACAGACCGACUUUGUUACUGGAAAACUAUCAGCCAUGGCUCGAUCUGAAAGUUCCCUCCAAGGUGGAUGCUUCUCUUUCAGAGAUUCUGGAGCUCGUUUUGGAAAAUUUUGUGUAUCCUUGGUACAGAGACAUCACAGACGAUGAAGCGUUUGUCGAUGAGCUCAGAGUGACUCUGCGUUUCUUUGCGGCUGUGUUGGUUCGUCGAACUCAAAAGGUGGAUGUGGCUUCGCUCAUCACAAAAAAGCUUCUCAAAGUAUCAUUGAAACAUAUCGAAAUCAUUAGCAAAGGAAGGCAGAAAGUAAAGAGCACGGAGUAUCUUCAACAAGCUGCCCUGGAGGAGUAUGGCCCUGAUCUCCACAUGGCCCUUCGUAGUCGUAGAGAUGAGCUUCUUUACCUCAGGAAGCUGACUGAGAUGCUUUUCCCUUACGUCCUGCCGCCCAAAGCUGUAGAGUGCAGAUCUCUUUCUCUCCUAAUACGAGAAGUCUUGGCUGGUUCUGUCUUCCUUCCUUCAAUGGACUACCUGGCUGAUCCUGACACGGUGAAUCAUUUAAUAUUGAUAUUUAUCGACAAUUCUCCACCUGAAGAAGCCACAGAGCCUGCUUCAGCAAUGGUUCCGUUUCUACAAAAGUACUCUGACUUCCGCAACAAAAAGCCCUCCGUGCUGAAGUUGGAGCUGAAGGAAAUCAGAGAACAGCAAGACCUCCUCUUUCGUUUUAUGAACUUCCUCAAACAAGAAGGAGCUGUCCACGUGCUCCAGUUCUGCCUCGCAGUCGAGGAGUUCAACGACAGGAUUUUGUGUCCGGAGCUGUCGGACUCAGAGAAGCUGAUGCUUCACGAAGAGGUGAAGAAGAUCUAUGAGACUUACUGCUUGGACGAGAACGUGGACAAGAUCCGCUUUGACCCGUUCAUAGUGGAAGAAAUACGAAACGUUGCUCAGGGUCCGUUUGCAGAUGUGGUGAAACUGCAGACCAUGAGGUGCCUGUUUGAAGCCUACGAGCACGUGCUCUUCCUCCUGGAAACUGUUUUCACCCCCAUGUUCUGUCACAGCGAUGAGUACUUUCGGCAGCUCCUGAGAGGAGCGGAGUCCCCGAGCAGAAACUCCAAGAUGAGCAGAACUAGCCUGAGUUUGGAUGACAUCCGGAACACGUCAAAGAGGGGCGAGUCCUUCGGGAUCAGCCGCAUUGGCAGUAAGAUCAAAGGAGUGUUCAAAAGCACAACCAUGGAGGGUGCCAUGCUGCCGUCCUACGGGCUGGUAGAAGGAGAGGACGACAUGGUGGAGGAAGCCAUGAUGGUGCUGGAGGACGACUCCCCCGUGGAGGCCGUCUCCACCCCCAGCACCCCUCGAAACCUCUCGGCCUGGAGCAUCACGAUCCCGUACAUCGAUUUCUACGACGACGACGUGAAGCGGGAGCGAAUUCCCGUGUUCUGUAUCGACGUGGAGCGCAACGACCGCAAAGCAGUGGGGCACGAGACUGAGCACUGGUCUGUGUACAGAAGAUAUCUGGAGUUUUAUGUCCUUGAAUCAAAGCUCACGGAGUUUCAUGGAUCAUUUCCAGAUGCGCAGUUGCCUUCCAAGAGAAUAAUCGGCCCCAAGAAUUAUGAGUUUCUAAGAUCGAAGCGGGAGGAGUUCCAGGAGUAUCUACAGAGGCUUCUGCAGCACCCUGAGCUGAGCAACAGCCAGCUGCUGGCCGACUUCCUGUCCCCCCACAGCAUGGAGUCCCAGUUCCUGGACAAGAUGUUACCGGACGUGAAUCUGGGUAAAAUCAUCAAGUCGGUGCCCAGCAAACUGAUAAAAGAGAAAGGACAACAUCUGGAGCCUUUCAUCCAGUCCUUCUUCAACUCCUGUGAGUCUCCCAAACCCAAACCCAGUCGCCCUGAACUCACUAUCCUGAGCCCCACGUCUGAAAACGACAAAAAGCUCUUUAAUGACCUCUUCAAAAAUAACGCCAGCCGCUCAGAGACGGUGGAGAAAAGACAUAACCAAAACUACUUCAUGGAAAUGAUCACCGUUGAAGGCGUGUACGACUACUUAAUGUAUGUGGGUCGGGUUGUCUUCCAUAUUCCUGACUGGUUUCACCACCUGCUAAUGGGCGGCAGGAUCCUGUUCAAGAACACGCUGGAGGCCUACACAGAUUAUUACCUUCAGUCCAAGCUCAACCAGGUGGUCCAGGAGCACCGGCUCGUCUCUCUCAUCACUCUGCUCAGAGACACGGUGUUCUGUGAGAGCAGCCCGCCACGCUCAGCCCAGGACAAACAGAGCCGAGCCAAGAGGACGUUCGAUGAGAUGAUGCACUACAUCCCAGAUGUUUUGGGCAAAUGUAUUGGAGAGGAGGCCAAAUAUGAAGGUGUGCGUCUGCUCUUUGACGGACUGCAGCAGCCGGUCCUCAACAAACAGCUGACAUACGUGCUGCUUGACAUCACCAUUCAAGAACUUUUUCCUGAACUGAACAAGCAGGCGCAGAAGGAGGCAUCUCUGAUGGCGCCGUGGAUGUGAAGUGGACAUGAUUACCAUCAGCCAACGUGGCGCUCUGCCGUGAACUCACCCUGAACUAACCCAAACACCCGUUCACCUCUAACACCCUUGCGUUAACAGAAAACCUGGCUCAUCCAACCGUAACGCUUCAAAUCUGGAAUAAAUUGUCUUUCUUUACGUCUCGGAUCAUCUUGUGGUGCUGAGAAUGGCUCCUCAUGAAUUCUGUAAGGUUAUUUUAAACCAUCCGUUAAAGAUCGAACUC